Planococcus citri (citrus mealybug) is the source of this 2300-nucleotide messenger RNA. RefSeq names its product leucine-rich repeat-containing protein 15. The coding region runs from base 682 to 2055 and encodes 457 amino acids. The record is from RefSeq and is a predicted model, not a curated record. Gene Ontology annotation, molecular function: protein binding. The transcript has 3 exons. Lineage: Eukaryota; Metazoa; Arthropoda; Insecta; Hemiptera; Pseudococcidae.
GUAGUCAGUCUUCGUAGUGCUACCUGAAAAUGUUGAUUUAUGUACACUAAAAUUGUUCCUAAAAAAUUAAUUAGAGAUUUACGUAGGUACGAUGAUGUACCUAACCGUCCAUGGGAUAGGUGAAGGUGUUGGGUAUAACGUUAUUAACUAUUUCCUAAAUUAAAUAGGACUAAUGCGGGUGAGGCAGAGGUAUCUACAUCUAUUGUUUUUGUGGUUGUUUUUUCUUGUGAAAUUUCCUCAUUGAAAUUGGAAUAGUGCAAUGUGGCGAUGGCGAAAAUUGGGUAGAGUAGCCGUAGUAGCGCAUGUUAACCCUUGUGCAUCAAUCACAUUCAACAGAGCUGAAGCUGAACCAACCGCCAUCAACUGUUUAGUACUCCAAUUCGCAGUAGUGUAGUGUAAUUCCGUCUGCGUGUUGAGGAAGCGCAUCGUUAUAUCCAUAGCCAUACUCUCGACUCUCGAGCAUUACACUUUCGUUUUUUACGUUACGACGAGGUAAUUUUCAAUUCCAACGUUUUCUUUUCUACCUAAAUACCUACGUGUUUCUGCUUACUCUUUUAUUAAGUAUAAAUCGCUAUCGCUCGUCUGUGUGUGAGUGUGGUUUUUUUCUAAAUUUUUCAUCAGGUGAGACGCUAUUCUAGGAGCUAGGAGCUAGUUGCGCUCAAACUGUCCUCCACCUCCAUCAUGGUUUUCAUCGUCAAAAUGAGUCUAUUGGUAUGGAACAUUUGGACUGGCGGUGUGGUCGCUACCAUGGCUGUACAUAGCACUAGUAGCGGAACCGGCAGUGGCAGCAGUAGCGAGGGCAGCGGAAGCGCGACCAACGCUAUGAAUUGGAAAUGCCCGAUGGAAUGCGUCUGCCUUUCUCAUUCGCAGGCUCUGUGCAACAACGGCGACCUGAACAGCAUCAUUUACCGACUGCCGUGGUCGGUGGAGCAUUUGUCGUUGACCAAGAGCCACAUCGCGUACGUAAAGAGCCAGUCUUUCGCCGAGCUGAAGCAGCUGAGCAAGCUGUCGCUGGACGGCAACAACAUCACGCGCAUACAGCAGUUCGCCUUCAAAGGGCUGCGUAAGCUGCAGGAACUCUCCAUACAGCAUACGUCGCUGGACAAGCUGGAGAAGUUCGUGUUCAGCGGGCUGCAGAACGUGACGGCCAUUCUGCUGGCGCACAACAAGAUCGCCUCCAUCCAAGAGUACGCGUUCGCCGGCACGUCGCACGUACGACUGGUGCUGCUGGCGCACAAUCCGCUGCACGUGGUCGAGUCGAACGCGUUUUCGGGGCUGCGCAACGUCGAGCACCUGAUACUGCCGUCCGGCAUCCGGGUCAUCGAGCCGGACGCGUUUCGCGGACUCGACUCGGUCGGCCUGGUCAAGCUCGCCUUCAUGGACCUGCUCGAGUUGGAGGCGUUCGCGUUUCGCGGCCUCAACCACGUGCACGUGCUGGCCGUGCAGCAGUCCGACCUGGGCACGAUACGGGCGCGCGCCUUCCAAGGCCUCACCAACGUCGGCACCCUCAACCUCAUCAACAACAAGAUCGACUACGUCGAAGAGCUGGCCAUCCGGCGCGAGAAUCGCGUCAAAAUCGUACGCCUGGUCGGCAACCACGUGCUCAGGCUGCCCGCCUCGGCCGACGCCAUCCGCGUGCACGCGUCCGACAAUUUCACCGUCGUCGGCAACCAUUUCCCGUGCGACUGCGCCAGCCGGCCAUUCCUCUUCGACAGCGUGCUGGCCGACCGCACCAGCUACAACUUUUCCCUCAAAAACUACUGCAUCUCGCCGCUCAAGCUCAACGGCAAGUCCAUCAACGAGAUGAGACACCAGCGCCACUUGGCCGCCUGCCCCGGCGGCGGUGCCGGCGCGAACGCCGCCUCCGAUCACGCUCAUUCCGGCCGUUCCGGCUCCGGCUCCGGCUUCGGCUCCGGCGACGCCGACUCGGAUUCGUGGAAUUUGGCUGCCGAGUCGCCCGUUCGACAGCAUUUCGCCGUCAUCACGCGUUUCCUCUACUACGCUUGGUUUUUCUCCUUUCAUCGCGCUUGGGCCAGCGCCGCGCUUCGUUUUUGAAUUUUUCACCUUCUCCUCACUUCCUCCUCCUCCUCCUCCUCCUCUCCUUACCUUUUCCUCUGUCUCCUCCGGUUCGGCAUUCUUCUUCUUCUUCGACCCUUCUUUCUUAUCCUCCUCCUCCUCAUCAUCAUCAUUCGACUCUUCCUACUUCGUCUUAUCGUAAUCGGUGUUCUCGUUCAUGUUUGUCCUGUUGUUAUUAACCGUAACGUUGUUGUAAAUUGUAAUAAAUUUUUUUCAAAUAACUA